AUGGACAUCAUGGGACCAUUUCCCAUGGCGACCGGUCAGCGGAGGUUCCUGCUCAUCGCGGUGGACUACUUCUCAAAGCGGGGGGAGCUCGAGCUGCUGGCAAAGAUAAGUGAACAGAUGGCGGAAGUCAUGAACUGGGAAAUCCUCAAGGGUCUACGAACUCAACUCGACCACACAGAAGGAAGUUGGAUUGAUGAGCUCUCGAGUGUCCUUUGGGCACUUCGCAUGACUCCAAAAGAGGCGACCGACGUAACACCAUUCUAUCUGGUGUAUGGAGGUGAAACAGUGGUCCUCGUGGAAGUCGGAGUGGAGUCCGACCGGAUACAGCUCUACGACGGGGAGAACGUCGAGCGGAGGUUAAUAAAGCUCGACUUGAUGGACGAGGUGCGAGCUAAGGCUACCGUUUAG
This is a messenger RNA of Zingiber officinale, 408 nucleotides long. RefSeq lists its product as uncharacterized. Gene Ontology annotation, molecular function: nucleic acid binding. The transcript is spliced from 2 exons. The record is from RefSeq and is a predicted model, not a curated record. The coding region runs from base 1 to 408 and encodes 135 amino acids. Lineage: Eukaryota; Viridiplantae; Streptophyta; Magnoliopsida; Zingiberales; Zingiberaceae.